AUGGCUCCUCAGAUUACAUUUGUUGCUAUAACAGAUACGCUUUCACUCCCGCUCAAGAUCUUUACGAAAAAGACCGUCACCAAACUAACUAAAGAUCCUAUAUCUUCAGCACCCUUAUAUCCACAUUCGCAAGCGACUUUAUUAUCGAUCAAUGAAAAAUCGCCAAUUACAUUGAUAAAUAUCACCGAGUCGCGGCUUUCACUAGAUGAAAUUGGCGAUCUUGUAUCAUCGAUCAAGAAGCGCGUAAAGGCUAUAUUAUACGAUAUGGCAACAAGUGAUACUCCAAAAGAACAGAGUUUAUCAAAGAACAAGAAACCAAAACUGAAUCAGCAGCUGGGGCUGAGUCUAGGGGUACUUACGAGUCACAGGUUUACAGUUGACGGCUACAAUGUAGUGAUUCCGAUGGAUGUGAUAUAUCAAGUACGAUAUAAGUUACGUGCUAUAGAGUAUGAAGAUGCCAAAAAGUAUUUGAAGCGUGACACUGGCAUGGAAUUGUGUAUUAAGCGUGGAGUUGUGGAUAUCGACGAGGUGGAAAGUGGAAAAGAGGUUGAGGACAGUGACGUUGAGGAACUUGAACAGGUACAAAAUUUAGAGGAAAAUUCAAAUGAGGAUAUGGUAACACUUACAAAGAAUAAAGAUGAAGCACAAAGUGAAACACAAUUAAACAACGAAGCAAAUGAUGUUGAAAUCAUCGACGAAGCAGCUACUGAUGAUACAGAUCAGCUAGAAAAUAAGAGUAAUGUACAAGUACACUCGCCAAGAACUAGAGAUGUGGAAGUUGAAGUCAAAUUGGAAAAGGAAGUUAAUUCAAGCAUUAUAAACGAUAAAGAUAAAACUAAUAAAAAACAAAACAGGGCUAGUCAAAUUAACAGAGUGAAAGAUGAGAAGAAAUUAAAAAUGCAUCAAAAUUACAGGUUGAGCUCAAGACAAAUUGUGGGCGAUUUUGCAAGCUGUAUCAAGGUAUACGUGAACUAA
Molecule: messenger RNA, 975 nt
Organism: Lodderomyces elongisporus
Lineage: Eukaryota; Fungi; Ascomycota; Pichiomycetes; Serinales; Debaryomycetaceae
Exons: 1
Coding region: 1-975 (324 amino acids)
Biological process (GO): double-strand break repair via single-strand annealing, removal of nonhomologous ends
Molecular function (GO): flap-structured DNA binding
Source: RefSeq, a predicted model, not a curated record